CAAAGCAGAACCCAGUCUCUGAGGUGAUGAGCUCUACCUGGUAGAGAGCUCAAAUGUGCCAUUGUUCUGCUUGUCUUUAUAAAGGGACCUGCCGUGUUUUCUCCCAGCACGAAGCCAGGAGCAACACCAGAGCCUCUUGCAAAAUGCUUGUGAUUCUGCUGUCAGUGGCCCUGCUGGCCGUGAGCUCAGCUCAGAGCUUAUAUGAAGAUGACAACCAGGAAGACGUUCCCUCCCUAAUAUCAGAUGCAGGGGACUCUUAUCAGAGCCCAGAUGAGGAGAGUCAGAAAUCACCUCUUGGAGAAGACCCACCUGCUGAAGAUGAAAACCAAGAUGAUGGUCCUCAGCAGGGACCACCCCCACAAGGAGGCCGCCACCACCACCGUCCACCACCUCCUCCAGGAAAGCCACAAGGACCACACCCACAGGGAGGCCACCACCACCACGGUCCACCACCUCCUCCAGGAAAGCCACAAGGAGGCCACCACCACCACGGUCCACCACCUCCUCCAGGAAAGCCACAAGGAGGCCACCACCACCACGGUCCACCACCUCCCCCAGGAAAGCCACAAGGACCACCCCCACAACAGGGGCAGCCUCCCCAGUAAUCUAGGAUUCAAUGACAGGAAGUGAAUAAGAAGAUAACAGUGUUUCGAAUGCCAUGAAAUAUAAUGUGGUCAUGCUCUAACUUCAAUAUACUAAUAAAAUAAUCAGCUUGCAAUUUCUGAUUGUGGUGUCUCUUUCUGAGUGUUUGGGAGUCUGGAAUCUGAGAUCCAUGUGCAUGUUGUAUGAACAUCCAGGACCCAUUCUCCUUGAUGUUUCCAGCAAGCUUCUCUCCUCCUUGUCCUAAUUAAGUCAUCUGCCCAGAGAAGGAGUUCCACUGUUUCUUUCCUUCUCCGUCUUCUAUAAAAUAGUCAGAAAAUAUUUUAGAAAUUGAUGGUUUUAUAAUGAAACAGGGAGUAUUGAAAAUAUAUUAAGUAAGCAAUAAGCUCAAAUAAUUUAAAAAGAUAAAAUACACUGGGAGAGCAGAAAUAAGAAUGAAAAUUAAAAAUAUUAAAUUAAUAAGAAGAAAUGAUUCAUAAAUUUUGUACUAAUAGUAAUAACUUCCUGAAAGUCCAAUGAAAUUCACAGAAGUCUGUGAAAAUAAUCUUCAGAGUAAUCAGGUAAAGCUUAAACAAGUGUUUUAAAAGAUGGUACUUUUUUCUACAUUCUGAAAAGCAAACCUGAAAAACCGAACACAGUUUUUACAGAUAUACAAUACAGAGUGACAUAUAUAAAAUGACCUUAAAAACAUAGUAAACAUGUUAUAGUACUUAAUAUCUAAGUAAAAUAUUGUGAAAUUUAACAGAGAAUUCACUCCUCCCUAAAGUACCUUCAUGGGAGAUUUCUCAACUAAUAGGCAGCCCUUUAAUAUGAUGAUGUAUGCAAAAUAUUGAAAGGAAGAGAAAUACCGAAAAGUCUUGAAAGAAAAGAAUAAUUUUGAUAUAACAACUCUAACAAAGGUAAUAACUAUAAAUCUCACUUUAAAAACUACAUAAUUUCAAACAAAUUGAAGUGAUAUAUUAGUUAAAUGACCAAGCAGACUUGAUUCUAGGAAUGUUAAGGAAUGUUCAUUAUUUGUUUUGGAUAAUGGAGUCAGCAGAGGAAAAAAAUAUAUAUGAUCAUCUCGAAAGAUGCCAACGUUGUCUUUGACAAUAUUUAAUAUAUUUUUUUUAAAGCAGUUCUUGUAAAAUAGUUCAAGUAGCCUUCUGACCAUGAUUAAAAUGAUGAACCUCAAAGUAACUGCUGACCUGAUGUGUAUCUGCAACACACUGAAAAACGAUCUAAUACAAAGAUACAAAG
Molecule: messenger RNA, 1839 nt
Organism: Callithrix jacchus (white-tufted-ear marmoset)
Lineage: Eukaryota; Metazoa; Chordata; Mammalia; Primates; Cebidae
Source: RefSeq, a predicted model, not a curated record